GGACCCCGAUACUGGUGAGCGGAUCCGCCUUUAACUUGACUUCUUUGCCCGAACAGUUAGAGGAGAAGAGGAUCGGGGCAACGGGGGUUUGUGGGGAACGAGGACUCUUCCGUUCCUAGAAAACCGUGUGGCCGAGGUGAUUCGGUUGUCGGUGGUGGUCGGACCGCAGCAGGCCGGCGUGAAGUGGACGCCCCCCCCUCCUCCUCCUCCCUCUCCUUCCCCCUCUCCUUCCUGAAAACCACCCCACAAUUGGUAUUUACCGACAAAAACAGCGGCCAAGAUGGGUCACUCACUGUGAGUGGAAGCGCCAGACCAGGGUUACAGGAGGAGGCGGCGGCCUUGGGGGAAUUCAGCCGGGAAUGGUGUGAGCUGAGACGGCCAGGCAGUCUGGAUCUGACCGGGGACCCGUCAUUCCCCCGGAGCCUCCGCGGCUCCAAGCCGCGUCCUGAGCCCUCCAAGAUGGGGAAGUGCGAGGGGAGAUGCACGCUGCUUGUGAUAUGUUCACUGCAGUUGGUGGCAGCCCUGCAGAGGCAGGUGUUUGAUUUCCUGGGCUACCAAUGGGCUCCCAUCUUGGCCAACUUCCUGCACAUUAUGGCCGUCAUCCUGGGCAUGUUCGGCACCGUGCAGUUUCGUUUCAGAUACCUCAUCUUUUAUGCAGUAUGGCUGGUCCUUUGGGUGGGUUGGAACUCAUUCAUUAUCUGCUUCUACCUGGAGGUUGGAAACCUGUCUCAGGACAGGGACUUUCUCAUGACGUUCAACACAUCCCUUCAUCGCUCGUGGUGGAUGGAGCAUGGUCCUGGUUGCCUGGUAACGCCAGUGCUAGACUCUCGUAUGGCCCCUGAUGACCACCAUGUCAUCACUGUGUCCGGGUGUCUCCUUGACUACCAGUACAUAGAGGUGUUGAGUUCAGCCAUCCAGAUCCUCUUGGCUCUCUUUGGCUUUGUGUACGCCUGCUAUGUGAGCAAAGUCUUCCAGGAUGACGAGGACAGCUUUGAUUUCAUUGGUGGCUUUGACUCAUAUGGCUACCAGCCUCCUCAGAAGUCCUCUCAUCUGCAGCUGCAGCCUCUUUACACGGCUGGUUAACGCUUGGUAGCGCCCCCUUCAGGCCAAACCCUGACGGUGUCACUGUGGAUGGAAAGCGGCGGUUGCCUUGAUUACACUCUCUGUGUGUCACAGUUUACCCAAGGAAUGGACUUACCCCACCCAGAGGGAGAGACGUCUGUGCGUGUGUGCAUGUGUGCUUGUGUCCGAGAAAGAGAAAUACAGCCCUGAAUAGAAUGUACAGAGCUCAGGGAAGAACCAGCAUGCCGGGGUGGUGUGAUGAGAUGGAGGAGGAGGAGGAGGAGAGUUAUGGGGAACAAGAGCUGGGGACACCUCUGUCAAAUCACCGAUGACACACUUCACUUAACUGCCAGCUCUCAACACUCCCACAAGUGUGUGUGUGUGUGUGUGUGCGCGUGUGCGUGUGUGUGUGAGAGAUUGUGUAGCUCCUCGGGACUAGCUGGUGCUUUGUGGUUGCACCCUGGACUCUCGGUGUGUCCCUGUGAUUUUUUUUUUUUUUUUUUUUUGGAGGGGAUUCUCGUGUGUGUGGGGGUGGGGGUCACAUAACAAAAAGAGGCACAGCUCGUACCUGUUGUCGUUUUAGAAUGUGGUGACGUCAAACUAGAGCAGUCUUACGAUUCCCAUUCCCAAAGCCAUCUUUCCUUUCCUUCAAUGCCGUUAAAACCACUGUUGACAUUCAAGCUUUUUACAUCACAGCUCUGGUCUGCUGAGGCGGUAAAGCAGAGCUGGUGGAGCAGAAAGGAUGAACUUCUUAAAGGAUCAGGCUGGCAAUAUUUUGUAUAUUUUAUUGCUGACCAAAACCAACAAUGCACUCAUCCGUCUGUCAAAACUUUUGUUCCAUCUUAAAAAAAAGGGUCACAGAAAUAUGCUUACACUGUUAAAAAAAGGCUAAAUUAUUUCUUAAAACAGCCGAACACUGUAUUUUUGAGCAAACACCUCUCAAAGAGCACUACAUAGUGUGUUUGUUGGGGACUAUUUUCAGCUGUGCAUGUGCUGUGCUAAUGAGUAUUUACAGCAGCAGGAUGGCGUACGUGGGAUCAUCUCAAAAUAAACAACAGUCAUCAUGUUCAUCAUAAUGAAGUAACGUGUCACCCAGGCUCAUUGAUGUGUGUGUUUUGGACAAAAAUGGAUUUCACAGAGGAACACACUAUAUCAGGUUUGUUAGUUGGAUUAACCCAUUGUCGGUUUUGGUCUUGUUGACAAUGAGAAAAGUAGAAAAUAUCACCAGACUCAUGCUUUGAAGUUCUGGCUUACAGCAAAAAUCAAAUCAAAUGUCCAUUGCCAGGAUAUUUUGUUUUCAGGAAACUAAAUUCAGAAUACUCUACAUGUCAUGCUGUUGAUUAGGGUUGCAGAUGGCUUUGGGAUCAGGCAUU
This is a messenger RNA of Chelmon rostratus (copperband butterflyfish), 2435 nucleotides long. RefSeq names its product sodium/potassium transporting ATPase interacting 1 (gene nkain1). The record is from RefSeq and is a predicted model, not a curated record. The transcript has 8 exons. Gene Ontology annotation, biological process: regulation of sodium ion transport. NCBI's taxonomy places the organism in Eukaryota, Metazoa, Chordata, Actinopteri, Chaetodontiformes, Chaetodontidae. Bases 460 to 1083 code for a protein of 207 amino acids.